CCGCCCGGGGUGUCGAGGCUUGAGGUAACGGGCUCACCCCAGACACCCAGGAAGUGACAGCAGUGGAUCAAAACAGAAACAACGGAGGGUCGCUGCGUUUCCUCUCCGAGCCCAGGUUCUGUGUUUAUUUUGUUUAUUUGAGAGUCCAGCUCCUCAGCUGCACUUCUGUGGGCUUCACGAUGUCGUUCACCUCCGACAGACGAACACUCAGCCCCUCGCUGUGGGCUGCCGUCGCUGUGCUGUGUGUUAGCAUCGCUAGCCUGGGGGAAUGCUACCAACCUACUCUAACACCAACAACUGCCUGCUCCGUCUACAAGAACUGUGACACCUGCGUGCCUCAUGCCAGGUGUCUUUGGUGCUUCUCCACCAACAACUGCUCAGAAUACCCAGUGCGCUGGUUGCUGCCCCCAGCGACAGUGUGCCCGCUGUCCCAGGCCCGAUGGGGCAUGUGUUGGCUAAACUUUGAAGCCCUGAUCAUUACCAUGGCUGUGCUCGGUGGAAUCAUCCUGAUCGGCAUUAUGGUGUGCUGCUGUUGGUGCUGCCGCUGCUGCUGCUGCAAGAAGCGUGGGUCGAGGCCCGACAGAGAUGAGGAGAUACUUACCAGGAGGAGAGAGGAGAUCAAAAACCGCGCUGAAGAACGGAAAGUGGACAAAAAGGCGCGGCAUGAUGAGAUCCGCAAGAAGUAUGGUCUCAUGGGCGACUCGGACCACCCGUACAGCAAGUUUGAGAACGAGUAGAGCAGCUGUCCUGGUGGAGUUCCACAGGAAGCGUUCGGAGUCCGUCUUCGUUUAUAUCUUGGAGUGAUUCCCUUUUCUCACAAAAACCACACACAACUCGACAAAUACUGCUGAGUGCCGUCCAGAAUGAUUCAGUUCAGAUACAAAUCACCAUUUUAAAUAAGAAACCUGAUGGAAGGAGAUUCUAGAUUUUAUUUUGAUUCUCAAUGAGGAUUGUGUUUGUGUCGGGCGGAUGUUGAAGCUUGUUUUUAAACCUGCAAAUUUCUUUUUGUGUUCUGAAAUUUUGUCACGUGUGUUAAUGUAGUUUUAUAUGGGGCUUUUCGUUUUAUAAAUGCAAUGUUGAUUUAUGAAAUACACAAUAAUGAUUGCACCAUAGGUGUGUUGUGACACAUGAAUAAAAUUCUGCUCUUUUAAGAA
Hippoglossus stenolepis (Pacific halibut) is the source of this 1154-nucleotide messenger RNA. Its product is annotated as pituitary tumor-transforming gene 1 protein-interacting protein. Gene Ontology annotation, cellular component: cytoplasm; nucleus. NCBI's taxonomy places the organism in Eukaryota, Metazoa, Chordata, Actinopteri, Pleuronectiformes, Pleuronectidae. Gene Ontology annotation, biological process: protein import into nucleus. Bases 180 to 737 code for a protein of 185 amino acids. The record is from RefSeq and is a predicted model, not a curated record. The transcript has 7 exons.